GCGGCAGUCGUCUCUUAACAUUCUAUGCGCACGCUACCCGAGUGGAGCAGAGAUCAGAGAGCAGAGACGUCUCUUUCUAUUACAAAGACUCAACCGAAACACCCAAAUGCAACGUUGCUAUUGCGGAGGGAGCUUUGGAGCUGGCAGUUCGAUGAGAUCAGCGUUGGUGCAGCCGCAGCGUCCACGUGGCGAUCUCAUGUCGGUGACGUCUUCAUCCAGACAGAGUACACGACCCACGCAGUUUGUGCGCAGACCGAGCCUCAAGUCCACUGUGCCUGGAUUGAGCUUAGGCUUGGGACACUCCAACACUCGCCUGAGCAACGAUUUUAGUCGCCGCAACUCCACAGCCACCUCGGUGAGUCAUUGCUCCAGCUGCAGCUGCAGCGCUGCAGCACAGCAACGACAGCAGAGUCGGGCCAAGGUUCUGCGCUGGGGCUGGGAGCGAACAGGAGGUGUCAGCAGCAGCAGCAGCAGCAACAGCAACACUAUAGCGAUGAGCAGCAGCUCCCCUCAGUACACGGACAAUCGACGUUUCUAUGAGCAGAGCGCAUGCGUUGCCAGUCGCCAGCCAAGCCAAGGUCAGGGUCAGGUUCAAAGUGGCAACUCGGCAGCGGCAGCGGCAUCGUCAUCGCCUUCUCCGCAGUCCCCAUCAAUGUACGCCAGCCACAACGACGAGCUACAGCAGCUGCAGGCACUCCAAAAGUUUCGACUGAUGAACGCCAGUGAAUGCUUCAGCGAUGUGCGACAGGACGAGCUGAGACUGCAGCAGGCCUACGACAAGCUGCAGCGUGGCAACACCCAAGUGGACACGGACAAGUGGCACAAGAACCGAGACAAUAGGCAGCAGCAGCAGCAGCAAUUGAACACUGGAACAACACCCUAUGCGCUGCGCCAGAAGAUGCUGCAGUUGCGCCUGCAGGCGGACGAAGAGCAGGGCAGGGGAUCGGGUGGCACGUGUGCACCAAUGGGCCGGAGCUGCGCCCUAAGAUAUAAUUGAUUUGGGGUUCAAUCAAUUUCAUCAAUUUAAGAAUUAUUUAGAGCUAUUCCACAAGAUUGAGGUGCAAAAUAAACAUUUUUAAUAUUUGCGGGAGCUGCCAAGAAAUGUGAAAAUAAAAAGAAUCUUUUAAAUGUUCACCAUGGACUUCAAUUAAUUUACUUUAAAAUUGGACAUAGAAAUUUCUG
Messenger RNA from Drosophila guanche, 1182 nucleotides. RefSeq lists its product as uncharacterized. The record is from RefSeq and is a predicted model, not a curated record. The coding region runs from base 107 to 997 and encodes 296 amino acids. Lineage: Eukaryota; Metazoa; Arthropoda; Insecta; Diptera; Drosophilidae. The transcript has a single exon.